Coregonus clupeaformis (lake whitefish) is the source of this 1064-nucleotide messenger RNA. RefSeq names its product NACHT, LRR and PYD domains-containing protein 1 homolog. The coding region runs from base 9 to 1064 and encodes 351 amino acids. The transcript has 9 exons. The record is from RefSeq and is a predicted model, not a curated record. NCBI's taxonomy places the organism in Eukaryota, Metazoa, Chordata, Actinopteri, Salmoniformes, Salmonidae.
CCUCUAAAAUGAGUCUCUCUGGGGAGAGAGAGGAGGGGACCACUGCCUCUAAAAUGAGUCUCUCUGGGGAGAGCGAGAAGAGAAUCACUGCCUCUAAGAGGAAGUAUUCUGAAACAGAGGAGGGGGCCACUGCCUCUAAAAAGAGUCUGCCUCAAGACACCAGUUCUAAGAGAGACCAUGGUGGAGAGUGUUGUAUCAAGCCUGGACCUGAGAACACCAGAGACCAUGGUGGAGAGUGCUGUAUCAAGCCUGGACCUGAGAAAUGGAUUCCUCAGAGCUGUAAGACUUGUGACCAUGUUGAGGACUCCACACACUGGCUUCAGAUUGAACCCUUGACUUCCACUGUCCAGGGAGUGACAAUGUUCAGGCACAGGACACCCAAAGGGCGUUAUGAGUGCACAGUGUCUGGGCUCCGCUGGGUGUGUGACAGAGAUGUCAUUCUGAAGUAUCACUUCAGGAACUGGUAUCCCUACAGUCAACUUCUGAAAGACAUGCAGUACGGACAAGGUGGUCCAUUGCUGGACAUCACUAUGGAGUUAGGUGAACUGGAGGAAGUUCAUCUGCCACACUUUGUCUGUUUAGGGACCAACCCUUCCCUGGGGAAUGAGAUGAAGAUUCUUCAUGUAGAGGAACAUGGAGUGUCUGUUGAGGAAGUGCAUGAGGUCACCAGAUUCCAUGCUAAGAUUCUCCAUCCCAAGUUCUCAGUUAUCUCUGUUAUACUGAGCUAUAUCUUUUCGUGGAACAUAGAUGUCCACUGUGAGCUGAUGCUCUAUAUGACAGUGAAAAAGGAAACACUAAUUCCACGCCUAUACCUGUUCCCCAGUAACCCCAGCCAAAUACAGGCUGUGGAACAACAGGAAAAGUCUCAAGGGUCUUCAAGGGUUCUCAUCUCAAGACCAGAGCAGGCCUUCAAACUGAAUAGUUACUUCAGACUGAACAUUCCCUGUUCUACCUACAUCAAUCCACCGAAGAUUCAUCUCAUACAUAGAGACUCCACACCAAGCUUUUUCAAGGCGGUUGUGAAAAUGACAGGGGUUGACAUUGAGAUGGAGUUAUUCGGGUGA